Funneliformis mosseae is the source of this 444-nucleotide messenger RNA. The record is from the annotation of a GenBank genome assembly. NCBI's taxonomy places the organism in Eukaryota, Fungi, Glomeromycota, Glomeromycetes, Glomerales, Glomeraceae.
AUGAACAUGAUCACUGAAAUGAACUCUUCCAGAACAUCUUUCGAAUCAUCAUUUUUUAAUGAAUCUCCUCUUGUUCGUUCAAGAACAUCCUCUUUUUCAACCAACAACGCAACUUCUUCUUAUACAAGCUUACCAUUCUUCUCGCAACAAAACAAUCAACAAUGUUAUACAGGAUCAGGUCAUUUAGAAGAAGAUAAAAAAGCAAGAACCGAAUUAAUUACUGAAAUCGCAAAUGAUGAUUUAUAUUGUCCCGUUCAACCACAACAAAAAAAAGAAAACACAUCGUCAAGAGGAUUAAAUUCUUUCCUACCUCGCAAUUAUAAUGGAGUGAUGGAAUCUACUAACAGUAAUGACACUUGGGCUUUUUAUCAAAAUGACAUGUUUAAUACCACUAAUAAUAUGUUUAGUAGCUUUGAUGGUAUCAAUAGUGUCGCUUGUCAGUAA